Molecule: messenger RNA, 1374 nt
Organism: Gastrolobium bilobum
Lineage: Eukaryota; Viridiplantae; Streptophyta; Magnoliopsida; Fabales; Fabaceae
Exons: 3
Coding region: 123-1025 (300 amino acids)
Source: RefSeq, a predicted model, not a curated record
CAAGUACUACAUACUACAUAGUUUGAGUUGCUCAUUUUUUCUUGUAAUAGAUUCUAAUGAGAUAGAGACAUCAUCAUCCAUUAGACAUAAGAGUUUAACAUCAGAGAAAUAAGAAAAAGAAAAUGCAUGCAAAGACAGACUCAGAGGUAACAAGCCUUUCUGCAUCAUCACCGACAAGAUCACCUCCUCGCCGUCCUAUCUACUAUGUUCAGAGUCCUUCAAGGGACUCUCACGACGGCGAGAAAACCGCCACCACAUCGUUCCACUCAACCCCUGUCCUCAGCCCUGUCGCCUCACCUCCACACUCACGCCACUCCUCCUCCUCCACCCGCUUCUCCGCCCCUCAACGCAAGAAGGACAACCACAACAAGCCAUGGAAGCAAAUCGAUGUCAUCGAGGAAGAAGGCCUUCUCCACGGGGAAGAUCUCCACAAAACCCUCCCUCGUCGAUGUUACGUCCUCGCUUUCGUUCUUGGCUUCCUUGUUCUCUUCUCUUUCUUCUCCCUCAUCCUCUGGGGUGCCAGCAGACCCAUGAAACCCCAGAUUUCCGUCAAGAGUAUAAAGUUUGAUGUUGUUAGGGUCCAAGCUGGUUCAGAUGCCACUGGGGUGGCCACUGAUAUGAUAACUGUGAAUUCUACUUUGAAAUUCACAUACCGCAACACUGGAACGUUCUUUGGGGUCCAUGCUUCAGCAACACCCUUUGAUUUGUCCUAUUCAGAAAUCGUGAUUGCUUCAGGGAGUAUGAAGGAGUUUUAUCAGUCUAGGAAGAGUCAAAGGUUGGUGAAUGUGGCGGUUAUGGGUAACAAGAUCCCUCUAUAUGGAAGUGGUGCUAGCCUCAGCAGCACAACGGGUGUGCCCACAGUGCCAGUGCCUUUGAACCUCAACUUUGUGCUCCGAUCCAGAGCUUAUGUCCUUGGGAAAUUGGUGAAACCAAAGUACUCCAAGAGGAUUAAAUGUUCCAUCAUUUUAGAUCCCAAGAAGCUCAGUGCUCCAAUUCCCCUCAAGAAUUCUUGCACAUAUGAUUGAUACAUGUGACAGAGAAUAAGGGAAAGCACAUGUAGAAGAAUAUUUUUAUUUGAAAUGAGGAAAGAAAUGGGGAUUACAGCUAUGAGAAAAGGAAUGUAUGUAUGACGCGUUUUUUGGGAUUUUUUGGUUGUCAAAGUGUCCCAAAGUGCAUAAGACAAGGUACAUGUUAGGUUCGGUAGAGAGAAAUGGGACUUGUCGGGUGAUCAUUUCGUGAAGAGUUUUUUCGUAUUAAUUAUUUGUCUGGUUUUAAUUUAUUUAAUUGGUAACGUGAGAAGUAACUGUCAUUUAUUGAAUCUCAAUGUGGUAAAACUUGUAAUUGUAUUUAUUUUUAAUGUAUUUAUAGUGUAAU